AAGGCAGCCCAAAAAAAAAGAGCAGCAGCACGCCCGAAGACGCUGCCCGCGGCGGCGCCGCGGCGCCGUUGUCCACCGCAACCGCACCAGCACACGAACCAUACCAUGGCCGCCGCCGCGACGCCGCCGAAGCGCAUGCCGCCGCCCGCAGCGGGCCCGGCGCGCGUCCUCGUCAAGCUCGUUACGGGCAGCCCCAUCGAGAUGUUCGUCACGUGCCCCGACCUGGACGUGCGGCCGCCGGACGUGAUCCAGUGUUUUCUGGAGAAGCUGCGGAGGACGCGCUUCGAGUCGUGUCGGCGGGUGUUGGACGCCAGGCAUUUAUCUUUGGUUGAUUGCCAUGGCGAUGCGUUAGCUGUAAGUCGUUCGUUGCGGGAAGCGCGCGUGAAGAGUGGAGACGCGCUGUUGCUGCUGCCUUCGGUAAGGCGCUUAAAAGCCCUCGCGUCGCCGACGGAGGUCGAAGAGGACAACGUGUGCUGGGUGCGGCUCCAGGACGCGACGUGGCGCCCGGGGCGCAUUGAAAGGGAGGAGAAGGAGCUGGUUUUUGUCCGGUGGAGCGCUUGCGGUCCAGAGGAGCCAGAAGUGGCCCAGGUCGAGAGGCCUCGGAUACGAAAAGACCGGCCGAACCGCAUGCUCGCGCCGCCGCCGGAACUGAAAGUCUCUUCCUCAAAGUUGCGGAGGGACGGGAGUUUGCGGGUCAAGGUGUCGUGGCGGCUCGGCGCGCCCGAGGAGGCGCUCGGGGUCCGGCUGGUCAUCGCUGCGAAGGACGUGCAAAGAGCGAAGCCGCCGCAGGUGUUGGAGUCCUUCGCUCAAGCUUUGUGCAAGAAGCGGCCGCGCUUGAAGUGGAGGGUCCAGUGGGAGUGCUUGCAGCUGUUUUCGGUCGACGGCACGCCUCUUCUAGAUGAUAUACCUCUGGUGGAGUCGUUGGCUCGCGUUUCGUCGGACGAGUUAUUAGCCUUACCUCGCAUCCGAUGCCUGAGCGAAGAGACUACAAAAAGUUCGUCGCCGCGAGGGUGGGUCGUCGACGACGGUGGGGCCUUAGCUGCUUGUAGGUUGUGCUCCGGCGGCAAGGUGGGCGGCGAUACGGUGCUCAUACGAACGGAUCGUAGAGUUGCGGGCGCGGCGCGCUACCGGCAGGUCAAACGGAGCCAAGUCUUGCUCGUCGACGACGUGUCGCGCCAGCUCUUCGCGACGGCCCAAAAAAAAGCUUCCAGAGACGACGACGAGGCCGUCAAAGUUCUUGAGGCGUUAAGAAGGAAAGAGCGCGCGAGAGACUUACAUGACAAGUCAAUCGUGAAAGCGGUCUUGCCCGAGUUCCGGAGAAAUGGCAAGUUAGUCAUAAGACCGCCGGACGUGAAGAAGGGCGCGUUCGUGGACUGCGUCUUCCCCCACCGGCAAUUAGGUAUAUCUCUCGCGCUGGUGCGGGACGCGUCGAGUGGACGGAGGUACGUUGGAUUAGAUAACGUGACUCCGAGCUGCCCGCCGCGCGUCGCUGUCGCUUUACGUAGAGGUGAUUUAUUGGUGCACGUGGACCAGGAGCCCGUGGACGCGUCCGACGAAGGCUACGAGCGGCUCGUAGCUAGAUUAAGGUGCGGUUCUCGGCCCGUGGUCCUCAAGUUCUGGAAAAGGUCGGAUGUGGAAUCUGUCGAGACAGAGGAAAUGCCCCUGACGAUCCAGGUGCCCGAAUUCCCAAAACCGCGGACGCUGCGGGCGGACGAACUGAGUCCGUCCUCGGACGUCGAGGAGUUCGACGCGGACGUGGACCUCGACGGGGACCACCGCGUCGACCUGGACGACGUGGGGCACGUCGUCGAUUUGGACGACCACCUGGCGCGGGCGACGGCGACGGUCGUCAUCUGAUUGUGUAAGGUACUUUGUGCUA
Pelagomonas calceolata is the source of this 1879-nucleotide messenger RNA. The record is from the annotation of a GenBank genome assembly. Lineage: Eukaryota; Pelagophyceae; Pelagomonadales; Pelagomonadaceae.